Molecule: messenger RNA, 2274 nt
Organism: Lachnellula hyalina
Lineage: Eukaryota; Fungi; Ascomycota; Leotiomycetes; Helotiales; Lachnaceae
Gene: ctl1
Product: Choline transporter-like protein
Exons: 2
Coding region: 1-2274 (757 amino acids)
Biological process (GO): transmembrane transport
Cellular component (GO): plasma membrane
Molecular function (GO): transmembrane transporter activity
Source: RefSeq, a predicted model, not a curated record
AUGUUCUCGGAAUAUGCGUCACGGUUUCUCGCUCAAUCACAGUCCCGGUUUUCGAACUUCGUAGGGCCUGACAACGCAGAAGCUCCUCCACCACGGAACUCGAACGAACGACAUCGUCGUUCAAAUGAACCCUUACGAAAUCCUUCUCGAGGAUAUCCCCAGCGUUUGGGGAAUCCAUACCAGUCGGCAUCCCAUCUUUCGAACUUCAACUUCACCUCUAGAUACGCAGCCCCGCAAAACGCGCCUUUGUUCCAUAGUGCAAUGGAUGAGUUCCGGGAAGAAGACGAUGAAGAGGAAAGAGAACGAGAGACCGCGGAUUUUUUUGCCCUCCAGAGGUCAAGAAGGGUAUUUGCUCCGGCCAGGCUUGAGGAGAGCGAGGGAACCGAUCCCGAGGGUAGUAAUGGAUCAAUAGGUGACAGUGGUGACCAUGAUGGAAGAGCGUUCGAGGAUCGGGGGAGGGGACGUGGUAUUAAGAGCAGUUGGAAUGGAGGAGUGCGAAGUACAAGAGGGCGAGGUGUGGCCCCCGAAACAGUUGGAGAGGAAGUAGAGGGUGGAGACACUCGGCCAGCCAGUUCUGCGAGCAGCAAAGGAAAGGACCGUAUGGAAGAUGUUGGUCUUGAGUCCACCAUAGAAGACAACGACCCCCCAGAAGAUUUGGCUAUUGAGAUGCCUACCGAUGACGAGAGUCCGCCAGCGUUCCAACAAUUUCGAUCAGGGCCAAAAAAGGGAGCGAUCAGAUUACCAAAUGAUAAACGUGGAGACAAAGAUAUAGAAUCUGGUCUCGACAGGGGAGCCGGAAUACCGAGACCUCCAAGCUCGGUUGAUACCGUGCCAGCUACGAUAGCAACAACCCUUGGUGAAGCUCCAAGGCAUGACAUGUUUUGGGGUUCGUUAUAUUUGAUAUGUCUCGGCGCUUUAUUCGCAACUUUUGUCCUCGUUUUCCUUCACACAUCGCCUCAGAAGAAUCUCGGGGAUACCAUUUACACCACCUUGAACUCAUCUCUCCAUCUAUUCGCAGUAGAUACUGUAGUGUCGAUAAUAGUGUCACUCGUCUGGCUGGCAUUGCUGCGGUCGUUUGUAAGGUCACUGGUGUACCUGAUACUGCUUGCAGUUCCUGUGAUCUUGUUCUCGUUUUCUCUUUACCCUCUGAUUUCCAGCUACAAAGGUUCAGCCGGAGGGACAAGCUUACAGGACAAGGCAAUGCGAUGGCUAUCAUUUGUGCCGGGUAUAUGUGCCUUAAUAUGGUUGUACACCAUCUACAAAGGGCGCAAGUCGUUGGACAAAGCUGUGGGGAUAUUAGAAUUCGCGUCCAAAAUUUUGGCUGCAAACCCAGCUCUCUUUGGACUAGGAUUUGCAACUUUGGGAGCAGUCGUUGCGUGGACUUGGAUGUGGCUGGGGAUGUUUACAAGAGUCUUUCUCGGUGGGCACAAGUCAACAUCACUCACCAAGUUCAUCAUUGAUGCGACAAGUUGGUGGCUGGCAGUCUACUUUGUGCUUAUGUACAUUUGGACACUGUCAGUCAUUAGUGGGAUCCAAAGAGCGACCACGGCAGCUACUGUAUCUCAGUGGUACUUUCACCGCAAUGUGGUGCCAUCUCCUACCUCCAGAGACGUUGUUGGAGCAGCUUUGACACACUCGACAACUACGCUCUUCGGAACCAUCUCGCUAUCAACAUUUUUGGCUCUGAUAAUCCGCCUGCCUCUGCUCGUCCUCCCCCGUCGACUAGUGGGAUUGAUCUCGAUCCUCGCCUACUCUUUCGUGCCAACGCCCAUCGCAGCACUCACCAACCCUCUCACUCUCACAUACGCAGCUAUCCACUCCCAACCUCUACAUCCUUCAGCUAGAGGUUUAAGUCAGAUGACUUUCCUAACUCCGAACGCGCCAACGACUACGCUUACUCCGCGCUCGUUCAAUUCUCGCACCCAUAAGACCGCCCCUCUUCUACCCUACAGACUUGCAAAACUCCUGCUGCAUGCAACACGCUUCAUCAUGUCCAUGGCCCUCGGGUUUGGCGGAUGGGUAGCAACUGCCCGACAACUCGCAAUCACCAUGCCAGAAGGAACCGGCAUCAGAGGCAGUGCCUACGCAUACGUUGUCGGUCUAGUGGCGAGUUUUAUCGGCUGGGGAGUACUAGGGGCAAUGGAAGGUGUGCUGAGCGGCAUCGUGGAUGCAAGUGUGGUUUGUUGGGGCAGUGAGAAGGGGAUGGCUGGUGGAGCAGCAUAUUGUCUUGAGGCGGGGUACUUAUUUGGUGAGACACGGCCGAAUGGUUCGUGA